Messenger RNA from Eutrema salsugineum, 846 nucleotides. RefSeq lists its product as uncharacterized. The record is from RefSeq and is a predicted model, not a curated record. The coding region runs from base 1 to 846 and encodes 281 amino acids. NCBI's taxonomy places the organism in Eukaryota, Viridiplantae, Streptophyta, Magnoliopsida, Brassicales, Brassicaceae. The transcript has 2 exons.
AUGGACAGGAACCGCUGUAGAAGGCAUCGAAAUCCUCUACUGAGACAGGUGGAGGAGGACAUCAAAACAGAGCAAUGUAAGCGCAUUCUUGGGAAGGAAGAUAUUCCUCUUUGGAGGGGCAGAGGAGACAUUUACAGGCAAAAGUUUAGCUCAAAAGAGACUUGGGAAAACAUGAGAAAUCCAAAUGCUAAAUGGGAUCCAUGGCAUAGCAUUUGGUUCUCCUCUGCAACUCCCAAAUUCUCUUUUGUUACUUGGCUGGCGGCAAAAAACAGAUUAUCCACAGGUGACAGAAUGAUCAAGUGGAACAGCAAUGUUAAUCCCAAAUGUGUAUUAUGCGGUGACUUCAUAGAAACCCGGGACCAUUUGUUCUUCGAGUGUACUUAUACACAGACUCUCUGGAAAGCUCUUGCGGCGACAAUCAUGGGAUCAGACUUUACAAUCACAUGGGCCAGUCUCGUCGAGGGAAUGUCCCGUCCUCUUGGUAAAUCGGUCACCUCGUUUAUCACCCGUUAUGUAUUCCAAGCAGCCAUAUAUUCUAUAUGGUGUGAACGAAAUGGUCGAAGACACGGUGAACAACACAACUCUGGCGAAGCUUUAUUCAGGAAGAUUGAUCGCAUUGUGCGUAACAGGUUGAGCACAAUCCAAAACAAAAUGAAGAAACUCACACCACGUCAACGUAAAAACAGAGAAGGUGAUGUCAAAGAUGAGAGUGAUGGAGAAGCUCGUGGGGCUCUAGAAAAUGUUUGUGUGGCUAUUGCUGAUGAAGAUUUUGGUGAUGACAUGAACGACGGCAAUGGUGGAGAUGACGUGAAUGACGACAACAAUGGUGUGGCUGUUGAAGAAUAA